Messenger RNA from Prunus mume (Japanese apricot), 4395 nucleotides. The record is from RefSeq and is a predicted model, not a curated record. NCBI's taxonomy places the organism in Eukaryota, Viridiplantae, Streptophyta, Magnoliopsida, Rosales, Rosaceae.
AUGGCUUCUUUGAGGAGUUCAUUUGGGAGUACUUUCUCACGGAUGUGUGAUGGAGAAUUUGAUUUGGGUUCUUACUGCACUCAAACAACUAUCAUUAACAUCGUAAAUCUGCUCUUCGCCUUUCUUUUUUGCCUAUUUAUGCUCAUAGAUUUCAUUAGAAAACAUCAUAUAAUAGGUAGUGAUCCCAACAGAAGGGACCAAUUCUCUGUACUUGUUUCAGUCUGUUGCGCUCUUACCAGCAUUGCAUAUUUUGCUGCUGGUUUAUGGGAUCUAAUAGCCCAAACCCAAAGUGUUGAAUCCAAUCACUUUGGCUGGUUGGAUUACUUUGUCCAAGGACUAAUUUGGAUUUCAUUCAGAGUUUCCUUGCUUGUUCAAAGGUCCAAAUGGAUCAAAGUUCUGUACUCUGUUUGGUGGGUGUCCUCCUUCUCAUUGGUCUCGGCUCUAAACAUCGAAAUGUUUUUAAGAACCCCUGACAUUCACCUUUUUGACAUACUGUCAUGGCUAGUGAACUUUUUACUUCUCUUGUGUGCUUUUAGAAACCUCCAUCACUUUGUUUAUCAACAUACCCAAGUUAACAGCCUAUCUGAACCUUUAAUAGCUACAAAGUCUGCUAGCAAGAGCCACCAAACAGAUCUAGAUCAUGCCAGCUUCCUUAGCAAAUUGACAUUUUCUUGGAUUAAUCCUUUACUAAACUUGGGUUACUCAAAAACAUUAGCUCUUGAAGACAUCCCUUCUCUGGUUUCAGAAGAUGAAGCAAAUUUGGCAUACCAGAAGUUUGCUCAUGCAUGGGAUUCGCUGUCAAGGGAGAAGAGCUCAAGCAGUACAGGAAACCUGGCUCUCCAAGCGAUAGCAAAAGUUUACAUGAAAGAAAACAUAUGGAUAGCCUUUUGUGCAUUCCUCAGGACCAUUUCAGUUGUAGUAUCUCCUCUUAUACUAUAUUCUUUUGUAAAUUAUUCAAAUAGUGACAACGAAAGUCUCUCUGAAGGCAUCACUAUAGUGGGGUGCCUAAUUCUUACCAAGUUGGUUGAGUGUUUGAGCCAGAGACAUUGGUUUUUUGAUUCAAGGAGGUCUGGAAUGAGGAUGAGGUCAGGUUUGAUAGCGGCAAUAUAUCAAAAGCAGCUGAAACUUUCUAGUAUAGGAAGGAGAAGGCACUCUGCUGGGGAGAUUGUAAAUUAUAUAGCAGUUGAUGCCUACCGAAUGGGAGAGUUCCCAUGGUGGUUCCAUUCAACAUGGAGCUAUGCACUGCAACUUCUCCUCUCUGUUGGUGUUCUUUUUGGGGUGGUAGGUCUUGGUGCUCUUCCUGGUUUGAUUCCUCUCAUCAUUUGUGGUCUCCUGAAUGUGCCAUUUGCAAAGGCAAUUCAAAAGUUUCAGUCCCAGUUCAUGAUAGCUCAAGAUGAGCGACUGAGAGCCACUUCUGAGAUCCUGAACAGCAUGAAAAUCAUUAAGUUACAAUCCUGGGAAGAGAAGUUCAAAAGUUUGGUUGGUUCCCUUCGUGACCGUGAAUUCAAAUGGUUGGCUGAGUCACAAUUUAAAAAAGUUUAUUGCAAUUUACUAUAUUGGAUGUCACCUACCAUCAUCUCUUCAGCUAUCUUUACGGGAUGUAUCCUUUUCCAAAGUGUCCCUCUAAAUGCAAGUACAAUAUUCACAGUUCUAGCUUCAUUAAGGAGCAUCGGAGAACCUGUCAAAAUGAUACCAGAGGCUCUUUCUGUAAUGAUCCAAGUCAAGGUCUCAUUUGACCGGCUAAAUGCUUUCUUGGUCGAUGACGAGCUGAAUGAUGAUCAAAUAAGGAACUUAACAUCACAGAAAUCAGAUGAAAGCUUAAGAAUUGAAAGAGGCAUUUUCAGCUGGUAUCCUGAAUCAACAGUUCCAACUCUGAUAGAUGUGAAUUUAGAAGUGCAAAGGGAGCAGAAAGUUGCAGUUUGUGGACCAGUUGGAGCUGGAAAAUCAUCACUGUUAUAUGCUGUACUUGGAGAGAUGCCAAAAAUUUCAGGAACUGUUGAUGCAUUUGGAACUAUAGCCUACGUUUCUCAGACUUCUUGGAUACAAAGUGGGACGGUUCGUGAUAACAUACUUUAUGGGAAGCCAAUGGACAAGAACAAAUAUGAGAAGACCAUAAAUGCUUGUGCUCUGGAUAAGGACAUUAAUAGUUUUGACCGUGGUGAUCUUACUGAAAUAGGCCAGAGGGGGAUUAACUUGAGUGGAGGACAGAAGCAGCGGAUUCAGCUGGCGCGAGCUGUCUAUAGUGAUGCUGAUAUCUAUCUCCUUGAUGACCCCUUUAGCGCAGUGGAUGCACAUACUGCUGCAAUUCUAUUUCAUGACUGUGUCAUGGGUGCUCUAGCAAAGAAAACUGUCAUUCUGGUGACUCAUCAAGUUGAAUACCUCCCAGAAGUUGAUAAUAUUUUGGUAAUGCAAGGUGGACAAAUUACUCAAUCUGGAAGCUAUGAGAGUCUUUUGACAGCUGGAACAGCAUUUGAGCAGCUUGUGAAUGCUCACAGAGAUGCAGUAACAACACUAGGACCUUCAAAUUAUCAAAGCCAAGAAGAUAUGAUUCAGAUAGAAGAGUCUUACGGGACUUGUGUCACUGGAAAGAACAGUGGUGGGGAUAUUUCUUUGAAGGGUGCACCGGGCGUGCAACUAACCGAAGAAGAAGAGAAAGAUAUUGGUGGUGAUGGAUGGAAGCCCUUCUGGGAUUAUAUUAUUGUUUCUAAAGUAACACUUCUUCUGUGCUUAGGGGUAAUAGCACCCUUAUAUUUUAUUGGUCUUCAGGCUGCUGCAACUUAUUGGUUAGCUCUAGCCAUUCAAAUUCCUAAUAUAACCAUUGGCAUGCUGAUUGGUGUUUACACUGCAAUUUCAACACUUAGUGCUGUCUUUGUGUAUCUAAGGACAUGCUUUGCAGUCCAUAUGGGAUUAAAAGCUUCUAGAGCCUUUUUCUCUGGUUUCACUGAGGCUAUCUUUAAGGCUCCCAUGCUGUUCUUUGACUCAACCCCCGUUGGGCGGAUUUUGACACGAGCUUCAUCAGAUUUAAGUAUUUUGGAUUUUGACAUACCUUUCUGCAUUAUCUUUACUGUCUGUGCUGUCAUUGAACUGCUGACAACGUUUGCAAUUAUGGCUUCUGUCACGUGGCAAGUUCUCAUUGUAGGCAUUCCAGCCAUGGUUGCUGCAAAACAUGCUCAGGGUUAUUAUCUAGCCUCUGCUGGGGAACUAAUAAGAAUCAAUGGAACAACCAAAGCUCCUGUUAUGAAUUAUGCAGCCGAAACAUCACUCGGAGUGGUCACCAUUAGAGCUUUUAAAAUGGGAAACAGGUUCUUCCACAACUACUUAAAGCUAGUUGACACAGAUGCCAGACUGUUCUUUCAUUCUAAUGCAACCAUGGAGUGGUUAAUUAUAAGGACAGAAGCACUUCAGAAUUUGACCUUUUUUGUGGCUGCUUUUUUCCUUGUUUUUCUCCCUAAGGGUUAUGUUGAUCCAGGGCUUGUGGGACUUUCUCUUUCUUAUGGCUUAUCACUAACUGUGACACAAAUUGCCGGGACUCGAUGGUAUUGUAACUUAUCAAACUACAUAAUCUCAGUUGAAAGGAUAAAGCAAUUCAUGCAGAUUUCACCAGAGCCUCCAGAAAUUGUGGAGGACAAGAGGCCACCAUCUUCAUGGCCUAAUAAGGGUAGGAUAGAGCUGUAUUCUCUGAAGAUAAAAUAUCGUGCAAAUGCUCCUCUAGUUCUGAAGGGAAUCACAUGCACAUUCAAAGGAGGAACUAGAGUAGGAGUUGUGGGAAGAACAGGAAGUGGAAAAACUACACUCAUAAGUGCUUUGUUUCGCUUGGUAGAGCCAGUGAGUGGUACAAUUACUAUAGACGGCAUUGACAUCUGCUCUCUAGGUCUAAAAGAUUUGAGAAUGAUGCUCAGCAUCAUCCCUCAAGAACCAACUCUUUUCAGGGGUAGCAUCCGAACCAACUUGGAUCCUCUAGGCCUUUACUCCGAUGACGAGAUAUGGAGAGCUCUAGAGAAGUGUCAGCUCAAGGCAACAGUCAGUAGCCUACCUAAUCUUCUAGACUCAUCUGUAAGUGAUGAAGGGGAAAAUUGGAGUGCGGGACAACGCCAGCUCUUUUGCCUUGGCAGAGUCCUUCUCAAGAGGAACAGAAUUCUAGUUCUAGACGAGGCUACGGCAUCCAUUGAUUCUUCGACAGACGCGGUUCUGCAGAGAAUCAUCAGGCAGGAAUUUGCAGAAUGCACAGUGAUAACUGUAGCUCACAGAGUUCCAACCGUUAUAGACAGUGACAUGGUCAUGGUCCUCUCCUGUGGGAAGCUGGUGGAGUAUGAAGAGCCUUCAAAGCUCUUGGAUACCAACUCCUACUUCUCCAAACUUGUAGCUGAAUAUUGGUCAAGUUGCAGGAGAACCUGA